CUCCCAGGGUGUAGUCCUUCAGCUUUCUCCAGUCAAUGCCCACCCUCCAGGGCGAGAGGAGGUGGCUUAACCCACUCAAGAGAGUGAGGCGGGGGGGGGAAACUUUUCUGCAAACUUUCCUGCAAACUUUCUAGAAAGUUUUUUAGAAAGUUGGGAAACUUGUGCAAAAGGGCGCAAGGUUAAGGGGAAGGAGUGAGUGUGUGAGUGGAGAGAUAGACAGUCUCUCUCUCUCUCUCAUUCUGGGCAGCAGGGGGAUAAAGAGGCUGCAGUUACGGAGUUCCCAGGCCACAGUUAGCACAGCAGGACUCCAAACUGGAGUACACUCUUCUAACUGGGUGUUACCGUCAGAAUAAAAUCCUCCACCUCUCCCUCAGGAGUUCACACACUGCUGCUUCUUCCAUUUGGAGUUGGUUUUAGUUUUGUUUCCUCCCAGCCUGGUUUGCUGCAGUCAAGAUUUUUGUUUGGGGGGAGCAGUCGACAUGGAUAAAUACGAGGAUUUGGGGCUGGAGGCCAGUAAAUUCAUCGAAGACUUGAACAUGUAUGAAGCUUCCAAGGACGGGCUGUUCCGAGUCAACAGGGAGACUUGCAAGCCCGAGUUUGAGGAGACCCGGCGUGUGUUCGCCUUCAAGAUGAACAAGAUCCAUCAGCAGAGGCAGCAGGAGAUGGCGAGGAUGGGGCUGGCCGCUCCUCCCGGCAGGAUGAACGGCGCCUUCCCCAGCCUGCAGCCCCCCGGUGAGUCCGAGCGAGCCGCCCGCCUCCAGAAGCGCUUCAGCGGCGACGGAGCGGCCAAGCCCCCGGUCUCCGGAGCUGCGGGCUCGGCUCCUCCCGAACCUCACCGGCUCACUCGCUACCCUCAGGACCCCAGCCUCAGGACCGGCGCCGAGGGAGAGGACCCGGGCACCAGGCACACGGCGUCCACUCGGCCCGACUACCCCCAGUCUAGCCCCCGGUCCAGUUGGAACCAGUCGGGGGUCUCCAGUCCCAGGUCCAGUGUGAUCACCGGUGAUCCAGUCCCUUACAGCCCCACCAAGGGGGUCCCAGAUCAGACCCACUUGGGUAACCUCAAAUCUGCCCCCAGCCCCAGAUCCAGUCUGAUCUCCAAUGAUCCAGUCCCUUAUAGCCCCACCAAGGGGAUCCCAGAUCAGACCCACAUGGGUAGCCUCAAAUCCAGUCCCAGAUCCAGUGUGAUCUCUGGUGAUUCAAUCCCCUAUAGCCCCACCAAGGGGAUCCCAGAUCAGACCCACAUGGGUAGCCUCAAAUCCAGUCCCAGAUCCAGUGUGAUCUCUGGUGAUCCAAUCCCUUAUAGCCCCUCCAAGGGGAUUCCAGAUCAGACCCACAUGGGUAAUCUCAAAUCUGCCUCCAGCCCCAGAUCUAGUGUGAUCUCCGGUGAUCCAGUGCCUUACAGCCCCUCCAAGGGGAUCCCAGAUCAGACCCACCUGGGUAGCCUCAAAUCCAGUCCCAGAUCCAGUGUGAUCUCUGGUGAUUCAAUCCCCUAUAGCCCCACCAAGGGGAUCCCAGAUCAGACCCACCUGGGUAGCCUCAAACUUGCCCCCAGUCCCAGGUCCAGCCUGUUCCAGCCCAGCCCCGCUGCCCCAGACCGAUCCCAGGAGCAGGAGGAGCCCCCGCAAUGUCUGCUGGAGUCCCGCCCGGCCACUCAGCCCGAAGGGGAUGCUGACCCAAGGGGAGCUGACAGUGGCCGAGGGGGCAGACACCAGGCCAGCCCAGGCCAGAGCCAGCUCUCCCCGUUCCCGCAGGAUCCAGAUUGUCAGCCAGCACCUGGAUUGCCCGAAUCCCGCCAGGAAUCUAACCCCAGGGUCCGCCUGCCCUGUCAGACCCUCCAUGUGCAACCGUCCACUGGACCAUCCAGGGCUGAACUCAAAGUGGAAGCUCUCACCCAGCGUCUCGAGCAGGAGAUGGAUGCGAACCCUAAGGCAGAGUAUUUUGGAACAUGUGUGAAGUGUAGCAAAGCAGUUUAUGGAGCACAUCAGGCAUGUCAAGCCAUGGGGAACCUGUACCAUGACGCCUGUUUCACCUGUAGUGCCUGCAGCCGACGAUUGCGGGGGAAAGCUUUCUACUUUGUCAACGGGAGAGUCUACUGCGAAGAGGACUUUCUGUAUUCUGGUUUUCAGCAAUCCGCUGAUAAGUGCUUUGCCUGUGGCCACUUGAUAAUGGAUAUGAUUCUGCAGGCUUUGGGCAAGUCCUAUCAUCCUGGAUGUUUCCGCUGUAUCAUCUGUAAUGAGUGCCUGGAUGGUGUCCCUUUCACUGUAGAUACUGAAAACAAGAUCUACUGCAUCCGAGACUACCACAAAGUGUUAGCUCCAAAGUGUGCUGCGUGUGGUCAGGCCAUCCUACCAGCAGAGGGCUGCGAUGAAACCAUUCGUGUGGUCUCCAUGGAUAAAGAUUACCACGUGGAGUGCUAUCAUUGUGAAGACUGCGGCAUGGAGCUGAAUGAUGAAGAAGACCACCGUUGCUACCCCCUGGAUGGACACUUGCUCUGUCACAUGUGUCACCUGAAGCACAUCGACAGCAGAACACCUGGCUCCAUCUACCAGCCCAAAUACUAGCCCCUCCUUGAAAUGGGAUCUUAAUGUCCACCAGCCCGGACUGACACUGGAGAUGCAAAAACCACCCCCAACCUUCUCUCCACCCUCACCCGUCACUCUGAGGAGUCUGGGUAAUGAUAGCCUCUCACGUAACCUUCCUCACCCACUGAAGAGGGACAGAGACAAGAAACAGGAGCGCCUUCCAGUGUGUAACAAUCCUUCAAAGGCUCGAUCGUUUACUAAAUUUGAAAAGACUGAUUGGCUGACGGUCCCCCGUGUUACAGUAUUUCCGUGUCACCAAAAUUCAAGUGCCCACUGUCGUACCAAAUUGUUUUGAAGUCAGCUUCACAUGAACAUUCUGAAGGAUUUUCUUUCGUUUAAAAAAAAAUGUUCACACGUCAAAUCAAAUUUGUCACGUGACCGUAUUCUCAGAAUGGGGCGAGGAUCCAUGGCGAAUGGUCGUGUGUGCAGAUGGUGGCACAGUAGGAAUUUUACUGGUCCAGUGAUCCAGAAGCCUGGGCUAAUGCUCCAAGGACACAAGUUCAUAUUCAGCCACGGCAGCUGGUGGAAUUUUUAAAUUGCGUUCAGUAUAUCUGAAAAUGGAAGCUGAUCUCUUUUUAAUUGUCAAUUUGUUGUAAAAACCCCAUCUUGGUUCAUUAACUUCCUGCUAGGAAGUCUGGCCUGGGCCUACGUUUGACUCCAGACUCUCAGCAACAUGGUUGACUCUUACCUGCCUUCUGAAAAGGCCCGAGCAAGUUGCUCAGUUCAAGGGCAAUUAGGGACAGGCAACACACGCUGGCCUAGCCAAUGAUGCCCAAGUCCGAUGGAAGAAUAGAAAAUAUAUCAUGUUGGUGAGGCAUUGUUGUUAAGAAUUUGAAUCUGUUCUGAGGGAAUGCAGUCAUUAUCAGUGUUCUUUGGCAAAGGUUUGUUUUCUAGGUGAAUGUAUUGUGGUCAUAAAAACAGAAUCAAUCCAUCAACUCCCUUGAUCUUGGGUGGAACGUUGUGCUCUUUCUAUGUUCAUCUUUAAAAUUUGGCUUACAAAUCUUCCUCUUCCCCUGGCCUAAACCUUUCCCCAAAACUCUCAGUAAAGUUUUAUGAUUGUAUAUAUUAAUGUAUUGAGUCUGUUAAGAGCAACUCCCAUUGUACCUGAUGUUUUAAAACGAAAUGAUUACAGUCAGUUCUUCUAUAA
Messenger RNA from Hemiscyllium ocellatum (epaulette shark), 3732 nucleotides. Its product is annotated as LIM domain-containing protein 1-like. The record is from RefSeq and is a predicted model, not a curated record. Lineage: Eukaryota; Metazoa; Chordata; Chondrichthyes; Orectolobiformes; Hemiscylliidae. Gene Ontology annotation, biological process: response to hypoxia; regulation of DNA-templated transcription; negative regulation of hippo signaling. Gene Ontology annotation, cellular component: nucleus; transcription regulator complex; P-body. Gene Ontology annotation, molecular function: transcription corepressor activity. The coding region runs from base 480 to 2564 and encodes 694 amino acids. The transcript is spliced from 8 exons.